Molecule: messenger RNA, 2578 nt
Organism: Etheostoma cragini (Arkansas darter)
Lineage: Eukaryota; Metazoa; Chordata; Actinopteri; Perciformes; Percidae
Gene: plk1
Product: polo-like kinase 1 (Drosophila)
Exons: 11
Coding region: 386-2134 (582 amino acids)
Biological process (GO): regulation of cytokinesis; mitotic cell cycle; protein phosphorylation
Cellular component (GO): spindle pole; centrosome; cytoplasm
Molecular function (GO): protein serine/threonine kinase activity; ATP binding; protein binding
Source: RefSeq, a predicted model, not a curated record
GACCAAUCAGAGAGCGCCAUAACGACCGAGGCAGCAUUUUAAAUUUCUACUAGAGACUGUUGUCAAAAGGCAGGACGGAGCAACGCUGCAGCCACCGAGGGACUAGCCUGGCGAUUAGUUUCAUGUCUGCCUCAGGUUUUUUUUUUAUCGUGAGAUUCGCAUGCAGUACAUUUUUAUCGUUAAAUCAAAUGUUUAAAUAACGUUCGCGUUCAAAGGUGGUUAGCGUUAGUUUUGAUUUGAAUUAACAAGUGUAUGGCAGCAAGCUAGCUUCCACGGCUAAACUAACGUCGGUUAAGGUAGGGUUAACAAUAGUUUGACCCUUGCAGAAAUUAUCGCUACCUCGACUGCUGAAGAGUUUUAAAAGUUUCUUUUAACGAGCACAAAAAUGAGUGCAGGUAUCGCGAAGCCGGCGAAUCCGUCGGCACAUGUCGACCCAAAAUCCGCUCCUCUUAAAGAAAUCCCAGACAUUCUGGUAGACCCACGCAACACGAGAAAAUACGCGAGGGGAAGGUUCCUCGGAAAAGGUGGUUUCGCAAAAUGCUACGAAAUUACAGAUAUGGAGACGAAACAGGUUUUCGCUGGAAAAAUCGUGCCCAAGUCUCUGAUUCUGAAGCAGCACCAGAGGGAGAAGAUGACCUCCGAAAUCGCCAUUCACAAGAGCCUCGACCACGCGAACGUCGUGGGUUUCCACGGGUUUUUCGAAGACGAUGACUUUGUCUUUGUUGUUCUGGAAAUCUGCAGGAGAAGGUCCUUGUUGGAGCUGCACAAGCGUCGUAAGGCAGUGACUGAGCCAGAAGCUCGUUACUACAUGACCCAACUGCUCAAGGGUGUCCAGUACCUGCACAACAACAGAGUCAUCCACAGAGACCUGAAACUGGGCAACAUCUUCCUCAACGAUGACAUGGAACUUAAGAUAGGGGACUUUGGUUUGGCCACUAAGAUCGAGUUUGAUGGCGAGAGGAAGAAGACCUUGUGUGGGACGCCCAACUACAUUGCACCGGAAGUGCUUUGUAAGAAAGGCCACAGCUACGAAGUGGACGUCUGGUCACUAGGGUGCAUAUUGUACACUUUGUUGGUGGGUAAGCCCCCAUUUGAGACCUCCUGUCUGAAGGAGACCUACAACCGCAUUAAGAAGAACAACUACACCAUCCCCUGGCACAUCAACCCGUUGGCGUCGGCGCUCAUUAAGCGCAUGCUGCACGCCGAUCCCGCCCAACGGCCUACCAUCGCUGAGCUACAACUGGACGAGUACUUCACAUCUGGCUACAUCCCCGUGCGUCUGCCCACAACUUGUCUCACUGUGCCCCCCCGGUUCUCCAUUGCCCCUACCACAGCUAUGGAGCUCAACCAGAGGCGCCCGCUGACUGCUAUCAACAACAAAGGAGGGACCGAGAAGGGGGACAUGAAGGACGAGCCUGGGCAAAGGGAGCCUGAGCCAUCAGAAAACAAUCUGAAAGACCUGCUGCAGCAGCUCAACAGCAUCAUUGCUGCCAAGCCCUCUGAGAAGGCGGUCAUCUGCCAAGAAGAGGCAGAAGAUCCUGCGUGUAUUCCCAUCUUCUGGAUCAGCAAAUGGGUAGACUACUCGGACAAAUAUGGACUCGGUUACCAGCUGUGUGACAACAGCGUGGGUGUGCUGUUCAACGACUACACGCGGCUGAUCAUGUACGCGGACGGAGACAGUCUGCAGUACAUUGACAAGGCGGCCACUGAAUCCUACCUCAGCGUGCGCUCCUACCCUACUACCCUCAACAAGAAGAUAACAUUGCUGAAAUACUUCCGCAACUACAUGAGCGAGCACCUGCUGAAGGCCGGCGCCAACAUGGCUCGGCGGGAUGGGGAUGAGCUGGCGCGGCUGCCCUACCUCUCCCUCUGGUUCAGAACGAAGAGCGCCAUCGUCCUGCACCUCACCAACGGCACCGUUCAGAUCAACUUCUUCCAGGACCACACCAAGCUGAUCCUGUGUCCGCUGAUGGGCGCCGUGACCUAUAUCGACGAGAAGCGAGAGUUCCGCACGUACAAGCUGUCUCUGCUGGAGGAGUUCGGCUGCAGUAAGGAGCUGGCCAGCCGCAUCCGCUACGCCAAGCUCAUGGUGGAGAAACUGCUGGACAGCAAGCCUUCCACCGCCGCAACUUAGACCACUUAGCACCACACCUUCAAUCUCCGUCUGUCUUUCAUCACCGCCUCACUGCGUCCUAUCUGCCAGGUGCUCGGAGGACGGAACAGACACUUAAAUUAUCCUGAGUUUUCAAGUUUGCAUUUUUAUCCUUUUUUUUGUUUGUUUUCAUGCUGUUAACAGAAACUGUUAUUUAACUUUCUUGAUGAAGCUUAAUCUUGACGAACACGUUCCUGCCGACAUAAGGUUAAGAUGGCUGCCAACGAGUUGACCCUGUACGUUUUUAAAUGAGACUAGGAGGAAAAAGAUGCAAGUCGAGUGUUCAAAUCCUCUUGAAGUUGAAACUUUCUUCCCAGAUUGCGUUCUGCUUCGUUUGUUUGUUCAUGUAUCAGGCGAGCUUUUAAACUUAACGCUGAGUGGACAAAUAUGUGGUGGCGAUUGAGACAGACUGGCUGUGUGGAUGGG